This is a messenger RNA of Cornus florida, 1507 nucleotides long. RefSeq names its product jasmonate-induced oxygenase 2-like. NCBI's taxonomy places the organism in Eukaryota, Viridiplantae, Streptophyta, Magnoliopsida, Cornales, Cornaceae. The record is from RefSeq and is a predicted model, not a curated record. Bases 105 to 1169 code for a protein of 354 amino acids. The transcript has 3 exons.
UUCUAUGUCUCUCUCUCUCUCUCUCUGAAUUUUCAAUAUAAGGACUUGUUUGUUUGUUUGGUACUUGAUUAUAGAAUCAACCUUGGAACCCAAACCUAGGCGUCAUGUCUAGUAACCUUAAAGAUUGGCCUGAGCCAAUAGUCCGUGUCCAAUCCUUAUCCGAAAGUCCCGUAAUCCCUGACCGGUAUAUCAAGCCGCAGGCACUAAGGCCAACCGUAAACUCGAACGUCCUGAAUGAUGUCAACAUUCCAUUGAUCGAUUUUGCCGGAUUAAACUUCGACACCCUUCCAGCAGCCACUUUGGAUCAAAUCUCCGACGCCUGCCGGAACUGGGGUUUUUUCCAAGUUGUGAACCAUGGAGUGAGCCCUCACCUCAUGGACCGUGCCCGGUCCGCUUGGCGCGAGUUCUUCCACAUGCCCAUGGAAUUGAAGCAAAGUUUCGCAAACUCUCCCAAGACAUACGAAGGGUAUGGAAGCCGGUUAGGUGUCGAAAAAGGCGCCAUUCUUGAUUGGAGUGACUACUACUUCCUUCACUACCUUCCCACUUGUUUGAAAGAUCAUAAAAAAUGGCCUGACCAACCAGAAUCUCUCAGGGAGGUGAUUGAAGAGUAUUCUGAUCAAGUGGUGAAGCUAGGUGGGGUUUUGAUGAAAGUGUUUUCUAAGAACCUUGGAUUGAGAGAGGACUAUCUGCAAAAUGCAUUUGGGGGGACAAAUAUUGGUGCUUGCCUAAGAGUGAAUUUCUACCCAAAGUGUCCACAACCUGACCUGACCCUAGGUCUGUCGUCUCACUCGGACCCCGGUGGCAUGACCCUUCUCCUCCCCGACGACCAUGUCCCCGGCCUUCAAGUUCGUCGCGGCGACAGCUGGAUCACUGUAAAACCAGCUCCACAUGCUUUCAUCGUCAACAUCGGAGAUCAAAUUCAGGUACUAAGCAAUGCAAUAUACAAGAGUAUAGAGCACAGAGUAAUAGUAUCAGGCAUGGAACGAGUAUCACUUGCAUUUUUCUAUAAUCCAAGAAGUGAUUUGCUAAUAGAACCAGCGAAAGAGCUGGUGACACCUGACAAACCAGCUCUCUACCCACCAAUGACUUUUGAUGAAUACAGACUCUACAUAAGGACGAGGGGUCCCCAAGGAAAAUCCCAAGUUGAAUCUCUUAAAUCUCCAAGAUGAUGAUUAUGAUUCAUUGUAAAUCCCUUUUUAUCACUCAAUGAAUAUUAUUAAUUAAUUGUAAAUCUUGGGAUUUUAAUAUGAUCAAAAUUUAUGAUUAAUUGUAAAUCUUGGAAUUAUUAAGAUAAAAUUUAUGACCCUUAAUAAUAAUAAUAAUAAUAAUGAAUUUCAUUGUCCAUAAAGUUUGUCUCUUGUGUUCUCUAACUUUUUCUCGUUAUCUAAUUGAUGAGGAUAUAGAAAUGACUGAACCACAUGUAUCAUUUAAGUUCAAAUUUUUUGUGUUUUGUGAGAAUCGAAUCUGAAUAUCCGAAUAUACUGUUCGCGCCAGGAGACCCCACUUA